Molecule: messenger RNA, 3943 nt
Organism: Cuculus canorus (common cuckoo)
Lineage: Eukaryota; Metazoa; Chordata; Aves; Cuculiformes; Cuculidae
Gene: PLEKHG3
Product: pleckstrin homology and RhoGEF domain containing G3
Exons: 16
Coding region: 176-3943 (1255 amino acids)
Molecular function (GO): guanyl-nucleotide exchange factor activity
Source: RefSeq, a predicted model, not a curated record
ACUGGGACUGAACUGAGACUGUGACAGGACUGUACGGGGAACAUAUCAGGACCAUACUGGGACUGUGCCAAGACCAUACUGAGACUGUGCCAGGACUGUACCGGGACUCUGCCUGGGACCACACCAGGACAGUGCCAGGACUGUACCAGGACUGUACUGGGACCAUAUCGGGACCAUGCCAGGACCAUACUGGGACUGCGCCAGAACAAUGCCAGGACUGUACAGGGGCCAUACUGGGACUGUACUGGAACUGUGCUGGGAUCGUAGUAUCAUACUGGGACUGCACCGGUACAGUGCCAGGACCGUACUGAGACUGCAAUGGGACACUGCCAGGACUGUACUGGGACCCUGCUGGGGUCAUACUGGGACUGCAUCAGGACAGUGCCAGGACUGUACUGGGACCGUACCAGGACCAUACUGGGACCGUGCCAAGACCGUACUGGGACCAUACCAGGAUCAUACUGGGACCGUGCCGGAGCUGCCCUGUGUCCUGCCGGUAUCCGGGGAUGCCGGCAUGCCAAUGCCUGCCUGCCUGCAGCGCCCUGCCCUGAGCCCGGUGCUGGAGCCCGGCCGCGCCAUGGAGGAGCCGCCGAAUGGCAGAACUGAGCCUUGGCCCGAGGGACUGUGCAACAGCAACAACAACGCUGCCCCGGCGGGGUGGCCGGGGGUCCGCAGUGGGCACCCUCUGGCACCAUUCGGCAGUGCUGGGACCGAACCCAGCUACCUGGGGCGUGUGAUGCUAGAGAUUGUGGAGUCGGAGCGCACCUACACUCGCGACCUGCGCAGCAUCGUGGAGGGUUACCUGGGCAAGAUCAUCGAUGCUGAGGAGCCGGUGCUGCGGCCGGAGCAGGUCAGCGCGCUUUUUGGCAACAUUGAGGACAUCUACGAGCUCAGCAGCACCCUGCUCCAAAACCUGGAGAGCUGCGCCAGUGACCCAGUGGCUGUGGCCGUCUGCUUCGUCACCCGGAGCCAGGAAUUCGCUAUCUACACCCAGUACUGCAACAACUACCCCAGCUCUGUGGCGGCGCUGGCUGAGUGCAUGAGGAGCAAAGCCCAGGCUCGGUUCCUCCGCGAGUGCCAGGAGCGGCUGCGGCACGCGCUGCCCCUCGGUGCCUACCUGCUCAAGCCCGUCCAGAGGAUCCUGAAAUACCACCUGCUGCUCCAGGAGAUCGCCAAGCACUUUGAGCACAAGUCGGGGGAUGACUACGAGGUGGUGCUGGAGGCCAUUGACACCAUGACCUGCGUCGCCUGGUACAUCAAUGACAUGAAGCGCAAGCAUGAGCACGCCAUCCGCCAGCAGGAGAUCCAGUCGCUGCUUCUGGGCUGGAAGGGGCCGGACCUGACGAGCUACGGGGAGCUGGUGCUGGAGGGCACCUUCCGUGUGCAGCGGGCACGGCAUGAGCGCGCCGUCUUCCUCUUUGACAAGACCCUUCUCAUCACCAAGCGCCGCGGAGACCACUACGUCUACAAAACCCACAUCCCGUGCUCCUCGCUGAUGCUGAUCGAGAGCACACGGGACUCUCUGUGCUUCAGCCUGGCUCACUACAAGCAUGGCAAGCAGCAGCACAGCCUGCAGGCCAAGAGCGUGGAAGAGAAGCGCGUGUGGACCCACCACAUCAAGCGGCUCAUCCUGGAGAACCACCAUGCCAUUAUCCCCCAGAAGGCUAAAGAAGCCAUCCUGGAGAUGGAUCUGUUCUGCCCCCCGCGCCUGCCCCGCUACAGCCCCGAGCACCUGAAGAAGAGCUGGUCCUGCCAACCCCUGGGUGACGCUGCUGCCGAGCUGCGCCAGGGCCGCCGGCAAUCCGAGCCCUUCCAGCACCGCGACCGUGCCGAGACGCUGCCGGAUCGGCUGCAUGGGCACGUGGGGCGCAGGCAGUCGGAGCCUGCCAAGCAGAUCCUGCUGCAGCUGGGGGACCAAGGUGAGCCUCAUGCUGGCAGUGCUGGGGUGCUCCUGGAGGCGGGGGAGCCCCCUCUGCACCCCACAGCCUGGGCAGCGCCUGAGGGCAUGGUGGAAGAGGAGGAGGAGGAAGAGGAGGCUUUGUGCAAGGAUGGCCAGGAGGAGCUGCCGGGAGCUGGGGAUCUGCUGGUGGAACCCCAGGAGGAGCAGGCCGGGGGGCAUCCACUGCUGCCGGAGGGACCCACGCGCCCAAGCAGCUGGGGACCAGGGAGCUGCGAGAAGGUCAGCGCGGCCCCGCAGCCCGCCCUCGGGGGUCCUGAGGGACUCGGCGCCCACCCCAUUGCCCCUCCUCAGGCCUCUGAACCCCCAUCCUCACUGCGGCACUCCACACCGGUGCCGUCUGGUGGGGAGAGUGAGCCCGAGCGCCCCGCGGAGGAUUUGCAGGGCUUGAGCAGCGAGGAAGAGGAGGAUGAAGAUGAAGAAGGAGCAGCGGGCAGCAUCCUGCCGCCCUCAGUGCUGGACCAGGCCAGCGUCAUCGCCGAGCGGUUCGGCGGUGGCAGCAGCUUCUCGCGCCGCAGCAGCCUGGCCCUAGAGGGGCCGGCGGGGCGGCUGGGCAGCCGCAGCGGCAGCGCACUCAGCCUGGACGGCGUGGGACCCCAGCUGGAAACUGGGGAGCCCGGGGAGCCUGGAAACACCAUUCCCUCACCCGAACCCCUCACUGGAGCCCGCCGGGAGUCCCUGCUCUCCAGCCGCGACCGUUUGCUGCUGGACAAGAUCAAGAGCUACUACGGGCAUGCCGAGCACCAGGACGCUGGCUUCAGCGUCCGCCGCCGCGAGAGCCUCUCCUUCAUCCCCAAAGGGCUGGUGCGAAGCAGCGUCUGCCGCCUCAACGGCCUCCCCCGGCCCCCGGUGAGCCCUGAGCCCCACAAGGCAUCACCGGAGGAGCUGUGCCGGGAGAACCGGCUGCAGCCCGUGCCAGCGGUACCCAGGACAUCGCUGGAGGAGCCAUACCAAGAGAACGAGCUGCAGCCCGCACCAGUGGCCUCCAAAGCAUCACCGUGCCAGGAGAAUGGGCUGCAGCCCACGCUGGUGGCACCCAAGGCAUCGCUGGAGGAGCUGUGCCAGGAGCUGGGGCCGCGGCCUGCAUCCAUGGCACCCAAGGCGUCGCUGUGCCAGGAGGAUGAGCUGCAGCCCGCAUCCGUGGCACCCAAGGCAUCACUGGAGGAGCCAUGCCGGGAGAACGGGCUGCAGCCGGCCGAGCCACUGCUCAUCCUGGAAGAGGACGAUCUAGGGGCUGGGGGCUCGGGGGCACCAGCUGGGCCCCCGCCACAGCUGCUGCUGACCCCACCGCAUGCCGGCACCAAGGUGUACCAGCUGGCGCGGCAGUACAGCCUCCGCAUCAAGAGCCGCCGCUCUGGUGCCCGCCGUGCCCCGCUGCAGCUGCAGGAGCGGGACCCCAUUGCCAGCGCCCCUGCAGUGGUGGCGCCGCGAGCAGAGGGGCUGUUGGUGUCCCCGUCUGCCGGUGUGCCCCCCAGUCCCCCCAGCCCCGAGCCCUUCGCCUGGCCUGACGUGCGGGAGCUGCGUGCCCGUUUCGGUGCCCCACGGCCUCCACCCGUGAGCCGCAGCCGCUCGGCACCCGACGGGCCGUGUCGUGGCGGGCGGCCGCUGGAGAAGGAACGUGGCAGCGGCCGAAGCCGGAGCGCUGAGACGGGGGUUCCCAGCACCCCAGGCCCAACGCCGGCACGGCACAGCAGCGACGGGGCGCUGUGGGUGACGGCGGAGGCGCCCCUGGGUGCUGGGCAGCGGAUGCUGGUGCUGGAGCGGCUGCCGGUGCCCACCGAGCCACCCGCCUACGUGCAGAUCCGCUCACCCACCACGCGGGAGAAGAUCUGCUUGAAGGCGGUGGUGGAGCGCUGCAAAGCCUACCAGGCCUCUGAGGAGUACCAGCGGCGCUGCGCCGAGCCCCCCGGCACCCCCGAGCCCCCCCGACACGGCCUCGUCAGAGACCUGCGCCAAAAAUUCCAGACCCUCGAUGCAGCCAGCUAG